AUCGCAGCUUGAGUCAUCCCUUAGUGCAAACUGACUGUGAUUAUCAGUUCAAUGUGAUGCGCCAGUAAAGCAGCAGCAUCAGCAAUUGAACUACCCACUGGAGGUCCUGGAACCCUUAAAUCCACUGCCAUCAUGUUGCGUUUAAUCCUCAUCGCCUGUUUGGUCCAGCUGGCUCUGGCCCAGGCGGAUCUUAAAGAUCUGGAUGGACCCAAUAUUUGUAAAAGAAGGGAAACUUAUCCCGUGGAGGUGGUCUACACAGAACUGCAAUCUUAUCAGGAACGGGGAUCCACCUGGUGCGUUGCAGUCCCGCCGAGAUGCUCCACCUAUCGCAUUAAACACCGAGUGGUCAACAAAACCCAGUCGAUAAUGAAGAAUCGCAUUGUAAGGGAUUGUUGUGAUGGCUACAUUGCCAGUGCAGGAGAAUGUGUGCCACAUUGCUCGGAACCCUGCCAACAUGGUAGAUGCAUCUCCCCGGAGAAGUGCAAGUGCGAUCAUGGCUACGGAGGACCCGCCUGUGAUAUAAAUUGCCCACCCGGCUUGUACGGCCGGAACUGCUCGAUGCAGUGCGACUGCCUGAACAACGCCGUCUGCGAGCCCUUCUCCGGCGACUGCGAGUGCGCCAAGGGGUAUGCGGGACUACGCUGUGCGGACAUCUGUCCGGAUGGCUUCUUCGGGGCCAACUGCUCGGAGAAGUGCCGCUGCGAGAACGGCGGAAAGUGCCAUCAUGUGUCCGGCGAGUGCCAGUGUGCGCCCGGUUUCACGGGUCCCCUAUGCGACAUGCGCUGUCCGGACGGGAAGCAUGGCGCCCAGUGCCAGCAGGAUUGUCCCUGCCAGAACGACGGAAAGUGCCAGCCGGAGAGCGGUGCCUGCAUGUGCAAUCCCGGCUGGACGGGCAAUGUGUGUGCGAACAAGUGUCCGGUGGGCAGCUAUGGAGCCGGAUGCCAGGAGACCUGCGAGUGCUACAAGGGAGCCCCCUGUCACCACAUCACGGGGAAGUGCGAGUGCCCACCUGGUUACCUGGGAGAACGCUGCUUCGACGAGUGUCCGCUGAAUACCUAUGGAUUCAACUGCAGCAGGACCUGCGACUGCGCGAACGACGCCACCUGCGAUCGGGCCAAUGGAACCUGCAUCUGUAAUCCGGGAUGGACGGGUCUGAAAUGCGAGGAGAGGAUCUGCGAGGCGGACAAGUACGGAAUGGACUGCAAUCGCACCUGCGAGUGCGACAUGGAGCACACGGAUCUGUGUCAUCCGGACACGGGAAAGUGCCACUGCAGCAUCGGAUGGAGCAGUGCCCAGUGCACCAGACCCUGCACCUUCCUGCGCUACGGUCCCAACUGCGAGAUGACCUGUAAUUGCAAGAAUGGAGCGAAAUGCUCGCCGAUUAAUGGAACCUGCCUGUGUGCUCCUGGCUGGACAGGGGAAACCUGCGAGGAGGGCUGUGCUCCGGGUUACUUUGGCCAGGAUUGCGCCCAGCGCUGCGAGUGCCAAAAUGGAGGCAAGUGCGUCCAGGAGUCGGGUCAGUGUUUGUGCACCGACGGUUGGAUCAACAUGAAGUGCGAUCGUCCCUGUGACCUCAACCACUAUGGCAAAGAUUGCGCCAAGGUGUGCGAUUGCCAGAACAACGCCGCCUGCAAUCCGCAGAACGGAACCUGCACCUGUGCCGCCGGCUGGACGGGCGAGAAGUGCGACCGGAAGUGCGAUCCUGGGAAAUUCGGACACGAAUGCGCCCAGAAGUGCCAGUGCGACUUCAACAACAGCCUGGCCUGCGACGCCACCAACGGACGAUGUGUCUGCAAACAGGAUUGGGGAGGCGUUCAUUGCGAGACCAACUGUCGGAGCGGUUACUAUGGUGAAAAUUGUGAUAAAGUUUGCAGAUGCCUGAACAACUCCUCCUGCGAUCCGGACUCGGGUAACUGCAUCUGCUCGCCGGGAUGGACGGGUGAGGAUUGUGCAGAGCCAUGUCCGGCUGGAUUCUAUGGCAUGGAGUGCAAGGAGCGCUGCGCAGAGAUUCAGCAUGGCAACAAGAGCUGCGAUCACAUCACUGGGGAGAUUCUCUGUCGCACCGGGUACAUUGGACUCACCUGCGAGCACCCCUGCCCACCUGGACUCUUUGGACCCGGCUGCAAACUGAAGUGCAACUGCGAGCACGGUGGCGAGUGCAACCACGUGAGCGGUCAGUGCGUCUGCCUGUCCGGCUGGACGGGUGCCAACUGCAACGAAUCCUGCCCAACGGACACAUACGGACAGGGAUGUACGCAAAGAUGCCGCUGCGUUCACCACAAAGUUUGCCGCAAGGCCGAUGGCAUGUGCAUCUGCGAGAAGGGCUGGUCGGGCGCCCGCUGCGAUGAGGUUUGUCCAGAGGGAUUCUACGGGGAGCACUGCAUGAACACCUGCGAAUGUCCGUCGCCUAACUUCCAGUGCCAUGCGGCUAAUGGUUGCGUGUGCAGGAGUGGCUACACGGGGGAGAAUUGCGAUGAGCUUAUAGCCUCCCAGAGGGUUGCAGAUCAGAGCGAAAAUUCAAGUCGAGCAAGUGUGGCUCUCACUCUAGUCCUGAUGACCCUGUUUGCCUGCAUAAUCUUCGCUGUGUUCUUUUAUUAUCGUAGAAGGGUGUCCAAUCUGAAGACGGAGAUUGCCCAUGUGCACUAUACCCACGAUACGAAUCCCACAAGCUGGCCGCCUAACCAUAACUUUGAUAAUCCUGUGUAUGGAAUGCAGGCGGAGACGCGACUGCUGCCGAAUAAUAUGCGCGCCAAGAUGAAUAACUUUGACCAGAGGAGCACCAUGAGCACGGAUUACGGCGGCGAUGAUUCAAACGCUAGUGGAAGGGUAGGUAGCUAUUCGAUCAACUACAACCACGACCUGUUAACAAAGAACUUGAAUGCGGACUCUACCAACCCAAUUGUCUACAAUGAUUCGCUGAAGGAGGAGCAUGUCUACGAUGAGAUCAAACACAAGGAGGGCUACAAGGAUCCCGGUGAAUAUGACCAUCUGGACUACUCGCGACCCAGCACCUCGCAGAAGCCGCACUACCACCGCAUGAACGAUGCCAUGCUCAACAUUAACCAGGACGAGGAGAAGCCCAGCAACGUGAAGAACAUGACCGUGUUGCUGAACAAACCGCUGCCGCCCACGGAGCCGGAGCCGCAGCACGAGAGCUUCGACAAUACAAACACCAAUCUGGACAAUGUUUCGACGGCGUCGCCCAGUUCCAGUCCGGAAUUCCGCAAGUAGGCAGCCGGAACUUCAGUCACUUCACCCGCUGUUUUAAUUUCUAAGU
Molecule: messenger RNA, 3277 nt
Organism: Drosophila takahashii
Lineage: Eukaryota; Metazoa; Arthropoda; Insecta; Diptera; Drosophilidae
Gene: drpr
Product: multiple EGF like domains draper
Molecular function (GO): scavenger receptor activity; protein binding
Source: RefSeq, a predicted model, not a curated record